AUGCAACAAAAUCUAGAUAAGGAGGCAGGGAGAGCAGCAGCAGAAAGGAGACAACUGCAGCAGACACAGGCAGAACUACAAACAUUAAAAAAUGAAUUAAUUAGACAAAAAGAAUUAGCAAAUAGCCAUAAGACAAGAGAAGGUUCUUCUUUGUUGUCUUCUUUUCCUCGUCAAGGACAAAGACAUUUACCUGAGGGUUUAACAAAUAAAGAAUUAAAAGAAUUAUUAGAAGAAGUUCUUGGUAAUUAUUGUGAUUUACAACGAGAAUCGGAGAUGUUAAGAAGAGAAAUUUCUCAAUUAAAGGAAGGAAAUAAAGAACCCACUAUAGAGAAGUUAUCUAUAGAACAAAGAAGACUGCAGCAAGAAAUAAACAAGAAAGAAGCAGCAAUUGGUAGAUGGGAGGCAUUUGCUGCUGCAUUAAUGUCUAUUAUUAAUACACAAGAAGAAGCAGCAGCAGCAGCAGCAGCAAAUGCAGCAGCUAAUUGUGUGCAACGAGUAAGAGAAGAGUUAAAUAAUGUCCUUAGCCGCAGCAUCCUUCUCUAUGAGCCCCUUGCAGGAGACACCAAGCAGCAGCAGCAGCAGCAGCAGCAGCAGCAGCAGAAGCAGCAGCAGCAGCAGCUAAAUCGUGCACAAGGACAGCAGCAACCAAUGGGUGUCUCCCGCAGUCCGAGUCUAGGCAACAGCAGCAACAGCAACAGCAGCAGCAGCAGCAGCAGCGCAGCGCCAACAGAGAGACAGUGUACAGAUAACUCAGAGGCUGCUGCGCCUUCUGCUGCUGCUUCUCCUAGAGCAAGAGCGUCUCUUAUUAGCAGCAGCAGCAGCAGCAGCAGCAACAGCAGCAGCAACAGUAGUAGUAGCAGCAGUGAUAGGAGCAGUGGUGGUAGCGAUAGCAGCAACAGAAGCAACAGCAGCAACAGCAGCAGCAACAGCAGCAGAUCUGGUCUGCAUGCAGAGGAGACAGGAGACACUCCCUCCUUGUCA
Messenger RNA from Eimeria maxima, 981 nucleotides. RefSeq lists its product as hypothetical. The transcript is spliced from 6 exons. The annotation marks the transcript as partial. Lineage: Eukaryota; Apicomplexa; Conoidasida; Eucoccidiorida; Eimeriidae. The record is from RefSeq and is a predicted model, not a curated record.